Molecule: messenger RNA, 1536 nt
Organism: Arabis nemorensis
Lineage: Eukaryota; Viridiplantae; Streptophyta; Magnoliopsida; Brassicales; Brassicaceae
Source: the annotation of a GenBank genome assembly
AUGGGUGGCGGCCGCGGCGAUGGAGCAAGCUACACCUUUGGAAUCUAUUCGUCUCUUCUAAAAUCAUCUCAAUCUUAUGACCAAUCUACCCUUGACACAGUCUCUGUCUACAAAGACAUCGGAGCCAACGUUGGCAUCCUCUCCGGCCUCUUCUAUACCGCGGUUGCAAGCGGCAAAAGCGGUAGCGGUCGCUUCUUUAAUGGGCCAUGGGUGGUUAUAUUUGUGGGGUUGCUUCAGUGGGUCUUAGGGUAUGGUUUCAUUUGGAUGGCUGCGUCCGGAGUGAUCGACCGGCCUCCGGUGGCUGUCAUGUGUUUGUUCAUGUUCUUCGCCGGUCAUUGUCAACCUUUCUUUAAUACGGCGAUUGUUGUCACCGCCGUCCGGAACUUCUCCGACUAUGGUGGGACCGCCGUUGGCAUUAUGAAGGGUUAUGUUGGGCUAAGUGGAGCAAUUCUUGUUCAAAUGUACCACAUUUGCUGUGAAGGCGACCCAACGAGUUAUAUUCUUCUCUUGGCCGUAGUACCGUCACUUCUCAUCUUGACAGCGAUGCCCUUAGUUAGAACGUACGACACAGUCAUCGCAAGCGACAAGAAACACUUGAACGGUCUCUCUGCCAUCUCCUUGAUCAUCGUUAUCUAUCUAAUGAUCGCCAUAUUGGUCGAAAAUCUUAUCGGAAUGUCAAAGCCUAUGAAGAUAUGCUCCUUUACUAUUUUACUUCUCUUGCUCGCCUCUCCUCUCUUGGUCGCCUUUAGAGCACAGCGUGAAGAGAAAGAGAGAUUCUUGUCUUUGGAUUUUCCAGUUACCGAGAGUACCACCUUGCUUGGCUCUCCAAAGCUCAACACUUCUUCGGGUGUUAAAGUUGUCAUGACCAAUGACAUGAACGUCCUUGAAUCAAUAUGUACAACCAACUUCUGGCUUCUAUUCCUAGCGAUGAUAUGUGGAAUGGGCUCAGGGCUUGCGACGGUAAACAACAUCAGACAGAUGGGCGAGUCACUUCGCUACUCUACGGUUCAACUCAAUUCUCUAGUAUCUCUCUGGAGCAUAUGGAACUUUCUAGGCCGGUUUGGGUCAGGUUACAUCUCAGACGCCUAUUUACACAGUCAUGGCUGGCCAAGACCGAUUUUCAUGGCCAUAACUCUAGGGAUUAUGGCUAUAGGUCACAUUAUCAUGGCCUCCGGUUUACUAGGAAGCCUAUAUAUCGGGACACUGUUGGUCGGUUUAGCGUACGGCUCUCAAUGGUCACUCAUGCCGACGAUAACCUCUGAAAUAUUCGGGGUUCUUCAUAUGGCAACUAUAUUCUAUACGAUUUCCAUAGCCAGUCCAGUUGGUUCGUACAUUUUCUCAGUGAAGGUAAUAGGUUACUUGUACGAUAAGGUAGCUUCGGAGGACGACCAUUCUUGUUAUGGGAAUCAUUGUUUUGGGACUUCGUUUGUGAUAAUGGCGGCCAUGGCUUUGCUUGGAUCUCUUGUGGCUCUUGUGUUGUUCUUCCGCACAAAGAAGUUUUAUGCAACGCUUGUGGCCAAGAGGAUCUUGAAGUAA